AUGACUCUUCUAACACUUGGACUGUAUCUACCACUGUGGUUCUCUUAUGGCCUGGCUCAGUCCUCUUUUCUGGACAGCUUUAUUUCAUUCCCAGCAGCUCUCAGAUCCCAGGAGCAGCAGAAGAGAUUCAACCCAUGCUGUUUACUGAGUCCGCCUCCACCCCCACUGUUUCCUCCACCCCCUUCACUUUGGCGCCGCCACGCUCAUAAUGAAGGCAUUUCACAUCAAGGUGGUGCGUCAGAGCCGGGCAAUGAGGACAAAGGUUCCGCCUGCAUCCGAGGCCCCCGUGGUCCUGCUGGUCCCCCAGGCCUUGAGGGUCCACCUGGAUUACCUGGGAUAGCAGGGCCCAAGGGAGAAAAGGGAGAAAUCGGAAGACCUGGGCAAAAGGGUCGGACAGGUCCUCCUGGUCUUCCUGGGAAGCAGGGACCAGCUGGAUGGCCGGGACCAAGCGGGCCCAAAGGUGAGAAGGGCGACCCGGGGCUGAUGGGUUUGCCUGGAGCCAGAGGACCAAUUGGGCCACGGGGUUUACCUGGGUAUAAAGGGGAGAAGGGUUCUCGAGGUGAUCGUGGUGAGAGUGGCGUGAAAGGCGACAAGGGUGCAAUGGGUUUCCCAGGAAUGCUUGGACAGAAAGGUGAAAUGGGUCCAAAGGGAGAACCUGGGAUCUCAGGAAACAGAGGACCCACUGGCAGACCAGGCAAGAGAGGCAAGCAGGGAAUGAAAGGAGACUCGGGCAGUGUGGGUCCCAUGGGACCAGCAGGCCCACAGGGACCUGCAGGCCACCCUGGUCCUCCCGGUUCGCCUGCCACAGGACUCUACAUGGUUGGUUCAAAGGGUGCACGGGGUCCACCUGGGCCUCCUGGAAAGUGUAGCUGCAGCUCUCUCAGCAGCUCCCCAUUCGACGAUUAUCCUACCAGAGGAAACUACCCCAAAGUACCAGCGAUAUUCGUUGUGAGCAAUGAGGAAGAACUGGAGCGCCUUAACACAGAUAAUGCUCUUGCAUUCCGCAAAGACCAGAGAUCUCUCUAUUUCAAAGACAUUGAUGGCUGGCUGCCAAUCCAGACUUUUCCAUUCCAGUUGACGCCGUUCCAGUCUAUGGAAAACGCCCCUGACGACGAAGGUUACUGUGGUGACGGCAUAGUGCAGAUUUCCAACGGGGAGGAGUGUGAUGACAGAAACAGAGUCGUCACUGACGGCUGCGUCAAGUGUAAACACGCAUACUGUGGAGACGGAUACCGCUAUGAAGGGGCUGAAGAGUGUGAUGGAAAGGACUUUGGAUACCAGACGUGUAAUUCAUAUCUUCCAGGGUCAUACGGUCACCUCAAGUGCACGUCUCACUGUGUUAUCGACUCCACAAACUGCAAGUACUUCACUUGA
This is a messenger RNA of Chelmon rostratus (copperband butterflyfish), 1374 nucleotides long. It is a transcript of the gene colq, whose product is annotated as collagen-like tail subunit (single strand of homotrimer) of asymmetric acetylcholinesterase. NCBI's taxonomy places the organism in Eukaryota, Metazoa, Chordata, Actinopteri, Chaetodontiformes, Chaetodontidae. The transcript is spliced from 17 exons. Gene Ontology annotation, molecular function: heparin binding. The coding region runs from base 1 to 1374 and encodes 457 amino acids. The record is from RefSeq and is a predicted model, not a curated record.